GGAUGAAGAGCGUUGGGGUUGGCUCCGGUCCUGUGGACCUCACGCGCGUCCGUGGAGCCCCCUGUCUUCUUCCAAGAGCCCCUCCCGCCGCUCUCAGCUUGGCUGCGUGCUCUUCCAUUGUCCUCGAGGCCGUGGGCGCCCAGAAGCGCGUGCGAGCCCUCUGCUGAUGCCGAGGCUGCUGUUGCGCCCCUGUCACACGGUGCGUCCCCCACCCCAUGGAGCCGCCCGCCGGGGCCACUGCCAUCAAAAAGGAUCCAGAGGACAGAGACGAAGACCCCGGCAGCCCCAAUGACUCAGCGCCCGCCGCGGACCACCGGUCCAGGACUUCGUCCCCGCAGAAAGUGGGGCCUGCGCUACAAGAUUGGGACACUGUAGCCACCGUGGGCACUGGGACCUUUGGUCGUGUGAACCUGGUGAAGGAGAAGACAGGUAGGCGGUACUAUGCCUUGAAGAUUAUGAGCAUCCCAGAUGUCAUUCGCCUGAAACAGGAACAGCAUGUGCAGAAUGAGAAAGCAGUCCUGAAGGAAAUCAACCAUCCCUUCCUCAUUAAGCUGUUCUGGACAGGCCAUGACAACCGUUUUCUUUACAUGCUGAUGGAGUUUGUGCCUGGUGGUGAGCUAUUCACCUACCUGCGGAACCGUGGUCGCUUCUCCUCGGUUGCUGGAAUCUUCUACUCCACAGAGAUCGUGUGUGCCAUUGAAUACCUGCACUCCAAGGAGAUCGUGUACAGGGACUUGAAGCCUGAAAAUAUCCUUCUAGAUCGGGAAGGACAUAUCAAACUCACUGACUUUGGCUUUGCCAAGAAACUGGUGGAUAGGACAUGGACCCUCUGUGGGACCCCAGAAUACCUCGCUCCAGAAGUCAUUCAGAGCAAAGGUCAUGGGAGAGCCGUGGACUGGUGGGCACUGGGCAUCCUUAUAUUCGAGAUGCUGUCUGGGUUUCCCCCAUUUUUCGAUGACAACCCAUUUGGGAUUUACCAGAAAAUUCUUGCAUGCAAAAUAGAUUUUCCCAGACACUUGGAUUUCACCUCUAAGGACCUCAUUAAGAAGCUGCUUGUGGUGGACAGGACACGGCGCCUAGGCAACAUGAAGAAUGGAGCAGAAGACAUCAAGCGGCAUCGGUGGUUCCGGGGUGUAGACUGGGAGUCAGUGCCACAGAGGAAACUGAAGCCACCCAUUGUGCCUAAGUUAUCAGGUGAUGGCGACACCUCCAACUUUGAGACUUACCCAGAGAGUGAGUGGGACAAAGCCCCUUCGGUAUCCGACAAAGAACUAGAAACAUUCAAAAAUUUCUGAGAACAAGAACCCACAUCUGCAAGGAGCUUGAAGAAUUCCGUGCAGCACCGAGGACCAGAACCAUUUUUGUUAUUUGUUUUGUUUUGUUCUUGCUGUGAAACUAGAAGGACGUGGUGUUUGUAUCCACAGUUCCUGCAAGGAUAACGGGAUUGAUGCUGUUAGGACCUCAUUUAGACAACUGGAAACAUGCCCAGUGGGAAGUAUGCAAAAACUGUUGAGUUGUAGAUUUUUUUUUUCUUUAUUUGUGAGUCUUGUGUUUGUGCUGUGGAUUUAGUUUUUGUUUGUUUGAUUGUUUCUCUACUGAACUUUGUAAGUUUGAAUUUGACCCAUUUGAUUAUAGCUGUCAGUGUGUCAGAAGCUGUGCAAACUGGACAUGUUGGUACUUUGAUGUGCCUGUGACAUGUUCAUUUUUCAAGGCUUUCUGAAAAAUGUUUCCCUGCAGGCAAAAAAAAAAAAAAAAAGGUGUGGUAUAUGCAUUUUAAAAAUGCCUUUCUAUUCAUUUUUCAGUCAUUUGUUUAUUUAGUUGUUGUUUGUGUAUUUAGUUCCUCUCUGGUCACUUUAGACUUAGAAAGCCACAUGUCCUGCAGACCCUCAUUCAGAUAUGGCACAAAUGUGUGGCUUUCCCCGAAUCUUUCAGUUUAGACAUUUUCAGUAAAAUAUCCCUUCUACUGAUAGGCUAGGGUCAGAUGAUAGGGGAGGAGGACAUCCCCUAUCAGUGGACUAGGGGAGGGGCAUAGGGGGAG
This is a messenger RNA of Psammomys obesus (fat sand rat), 2038 nucleotides long. RefSeq names its product protein kinase cAMP-dependent X-linked catalytic subunit (gene Prkx). The coding region runs from base 216 to 1295 and encodes 359 amino acids. Gene Ontology annotation, molecular function: ATP binding; protein serine/threonine kinase activity. The record is from RefSeq and is a predicted model, not a curated record. The transcript is spliced from 9 exons. NCBI's taxonomy places the organism in Eukaryota, Metazoa, Chordata, Mammalia, Rodentia, Muridae. Gene Ontology annotation, biological process: protein phosphorylation.